Strongylus vulgaris is the source of this 411-nucleotide messenger RNA. NCBI's taxonomy places the organism in Eukaryota, Metazoa, Nematoda, Chromadorea, Rhabditida, Strongylidae. The record is from the annotation of a GenBank genome assembly.
AUGGCUGUCACUGUUUCUGGCACAGAAGAGUUUGAACGCUUCGCUCACAGUCGUGUCAUGAGCCCAUGCAGUAUCAAAAGUAUAGAAAAGAAGCUGAAUCUUGGCGCCUUCCACGAUGGUAAUCCAGGCGCAGCAGAUUGCCCUUCUGAAGCCAACUUCCUUAUGGCUGUCACUGUUUCUGGCACAGAAGAGUUUGAACGCUUUGCUCACAGUCGUGUCAUGAGCCCAUGCAGUAUCAAAAGCAUAGAAAAAAAGCUAAAGACUCCGUCAGCGAAAUGUUUGUGGAAAUCAAAAAAGGACCUUCAUAAAAUGUCAAAGAAGUCUUCGAAUGGAGAAUCAAUGACCCCUUUACCUGGGGAGAUGAUCGGCCUGCGGCAACAAUGCCAGAUUGCAUUUAGUCCCCAUUAUGGA